AUGACGACGAGGGGGUUCAUGCGCUCGAUUGUGGGUGAGUUCGGCGAGGACCCUGUGAUUUCUGCUCAGCAGAGGGCUACUCUCGUGCACACCCGACCUGAGAAUGGGGGAGAGGCGACGACGCGGCCACAGUCGACUUAUCAGAAGUGCGAGUUCGCGCAUCGCUACAGCGUCCGCAACCUGCCCAGCUUUCCUCUCCUCUCCCUUGCCCUCCGAUCCCAACAGACAUUUUUAUAUAGUGGUGCAACGACUUCAGUGCGGGGCCGCUCUCGUUCUUCCGCCCCACGACCACCCCCGUCCACCACGGUCCCCUACCCGCUCGUCGUGAGCGCCCACCGCCUGGCCAUGAGCACCGCGAGCGCAAAGUCGGUUCGGAUCCUCCGGUUUUCGAUUCAAUACGCCAGCGUCUCUCUGCUCUACUACGACUACGCCUUGACGUGGACGCGGGAGGUGCAGUAUGUCUGGCUGAAGAAGUUUACGAUCUCGACGGCGCUCUACAUCGCAUGCCGGUAUGCGAUGGUGGCGAAUGUCAUAUACACGCUGGCGUUGGCGGAGAAGCUACCGACAAUAAGGUGCGCAUGCUAUCCUCCCCUUGUUCCUCGAUCUAGGCUGCUGUCAGAGCGCUCGGCGCUGAGUGUAGUCGGGAGAACGGCGAUUAUCGUUGUAUGGGGGGCGAGGACGUACGCCGUCUUCAACAGGAAUAAGUGGAUCCUAGCGCUAUUUGGAUCGUUGGGAUUAGCUAUCAUCGCCCUGGCUGCGUUGGGCGUUCCAUACGUCUCCUGCACGACGGCAAAAGGCAGCCCACCGUACAUACAUUUCAAGGGCGAUCCUCCUCCAUGUGCUCAGGGCACCCCCGCUGAUCUGCUUUCCGAUGACGUAGGUCGCAAUGUUCUCGUGGUCCUGACCGUCGUCUACGAAACUCUCUCGGCGAUCUUGACCACUGGGAAGAGUCUCAUGGGCAUGAAGGUCAACGGGACGUGGAGGCUGAACCAGCAGGGUCUGACAUAUCGUGUUUUGGAACAAGGCUUGCUAUAUUUCGUCUUCGUCAGCGCAUUCUCUAUCGCCUCCCUCAUUCUUCAAUUCCGUGCUCCUCCCGGAUCGUUCCUCCAACGCCUACUCAACGCUCUAACACUCCCGUACGCCUUCCUCCUCCCUCCUCCCCCCAUUCACUCACCCCCCACUCCAUCCAGACUCUCCGGCCUAAUGACCGCCCGCUUCCUCCUCCACCUCCGCGGAUGGGAGUACAGCACCUCGCACGUCGUCGACAUGGACAACCGCCCGCACUUUGGGUCGUCGCUCGCCCAAUCGCACCAGUACCAGACCUACCUCGAUACCCAGAUCGAUAUCCAGAGCCAGAGCCAGAGCCAGCUGGGCCAGGGGGCUAUGGAGCUGCGCUGGCCGGUGUCGCCCCGCUCCGUUACGCGCCUGCGCGAGAGCGAUAUGGACCGCGAGUCGGGGUGGGAUGCGGAUGAGAUGAACUCGAAGGAUGGCAGGGCGGAUGCGGUCGUGGAUGAUAUCGUGACUCGGCAGGCGCCGGAGAACCAGACGGUGGUGCAGGUGAAGGUUGACGUUGAGGAGAGCACGAUGGUUGUGCGAUAA
Messenger RNA from Cyclocybe aegerita, 1599 nucleotides. Lineage: Eukaryota; Fungi; Basidiomycota; Agaricomycetes; Agaricales; Hemipholiotaceae. The record is from the annotation of a GenBank genome assembly.